GACUGCCUUCUCUCCAUCUGCUGUUUGUAGUGGGAGGACACCUCCAGAGGGGCUGCUGCUCAUUGAGCUGCACUCACACAUGAGGAUACAGACUUUGUGAAGAAGGAAUUGGCAACACUGAAACCUCCAGAACAAAGGCUGUCACUAAGGUCCUGCUGCCUUGAUGGAUUAUACACUUGACCCCAGUGUGACAACAAUGACCGACUACUACUACCCUGAUAUCUUCUCAAGCCCCUGUGAUGUGGAACUUAUUCAGACAAAUGGCAAGUUGCUCCUUGCUGUCUUUUAUUGCCUCCUGUUUGUAUUUAGUCUUCUGGGAAACAGCCUGGUCAUCCUGGUCCUUGUGGUCUGCAAGAAGCUGAGGAGCAUCACAGAUGUAUACCUCUUGAACCUGGCCCUGUCUGACCUGCUUUUUGUCUUCUCCUUCCCCUUUCAGACCUACUAUCUGCUGGAUCAGUGGGUGUUUGGGACUGUAAUGUGCAAAGUGGUGUCUGGCUUUUAUUACAUUGGCUUCUACAGCAGCAUGUUUUUCAUCACCCUCAUGAGUGUGGACAGGUACCUGGCUGUUGUCCAUGCUGUGUAUGCCCUAAAGGUGAGGACGAUCAGGAUGGGCACAACGCUGUGCCUGGCAGUAUGGCUAACCGCCAUUAUGGCUACCAUCCCAUUGCUAGUGUUUUACCAAGUGGCCUCGGAAGAUGGUGUUCUACAGUGUUAUUCAUUUUACAAUCAACAGACUUUGAAGUGGAAGAUCUUCACCAACUUCGAAAUGAACAUUUUAGGCUUGUUGAUCCCAUUCACCAUCUUUAUGUUCUGCUACAUCAAAAUCCUGCACCAGCUGAAGAGGUGUCAAAACCACAACAAGACCAAGGCCAUCAGGUUGGUGCUCAUUGUGGUCAUUGCAUCUUUACUUUUCUGGGUCCCAUUCAACGUGGUUCUUUUCCUCACUUCCUUGCACGGUAUGCACAUCUUGGAUGGAUGUAGCAUAAGCCAGCAGCUGGCUUAUGCCACCCAUGUCACAGAAAUCAUUUCCUUUACUCACUGCUGUGUGAACCCUGUUAUCUAUGCUUUUGUUGGGGAGAAGUUCAAGAAACACCUCUCAGAAAUAUUUCAGAAAAGUUGCAGCCAUAUCUUCAUCUACCUAGGAAGACAAAUGCCUAGCGAGAGCUGUGAAAAGUCAUCAUCCUGCCAGCAGCACUCCUCCCGUUCCUCCAGCAUAGACUACAUUUUGUGAGGA
This is a messenger RNA of Pongo pygmaeus (Bornean orangutan), 1234 nucleotides long. It is a transcript of the gene CCR8, whose product is annotated as C-C motif chemokine receptor 8. The record is from RefSeq and is a predicted model, not a curated record. Gene Ontology annotation, cellular component: membrane; external side of plasma membrane. Gene Ontology annotation, molecular function: C-C chemokine receptor activity; C-C chemokine binding. Bases 164 to 1231 code for a protein of 355 amino acids. NCBI's taxonomy places the organism in Eukaryota, Metazoa, Chordata, Mammalia, Primates, Hominidae. The transcript is spliced from 2 exons. Gene Ontology annotation, biological process: G protein-coupled receptor signaling pathway; immune response; positive regulation of cytosolic calcium ion concentration.